AUGUUUUCUUACUUAUUUACAUUAUCUUUUUCGCAGUUUCUAAAUCACGCCCAAAUUAAAGGUGAUAUUGUUGCCCCAUGGAAUAAAACUUCAAUAAUUGCGGAAACUCUAUCUUUCUUGCAAGAUAUUGAUCACUCACUUUAUUGGGAUUACUUAGAACAAAUACAGCAACUUAAAAAACAACCAAAAACGAUUGAUGAUGUAUUAUCUACAAUGAAAGACUUCUUAGAUUAUGAACAAUUCCAACUUUUAAAUAUAUCACUUCAAAUUCAUUACUACAGUCCACGAGUUCAAAACAAUAGAGCGCUUGGUGAAGAUUCUCGUGGCUCAAACGUUCGUUGCAAUAAUGCUAUUAUACAAAAUAUCGAUGAAUUACCUGAAUGUAACUCAGAAUUUUUCGAAUAUGAACCAGUAUAUGGAUCUGGCAAGUCAAAAUAUAUCUUAUAUGCCGAUGUUGAUUCGAAUGAUUGGAUUAAUCUUUACACAAAUCUUUUAUCAAAAGAUUCUCAAUUGAAAUUUGUUCUUAGAGCAUAUGGACACUCCACAGAACAAAUGGUUCUUUCCGGGUAUGGUGCUCAACUCAAACCAUUUAAGUAUUCAAUGGAGUUUAAAGUUGGAGAUCAAAGAAAGAAGAUAAAAGCAACAACAAAAGCGAAACCAGCAAAAACAUUUGAAGAUAUCGGUCUAAAAGUCAACUUAAAUGAUGUCAAAAGAAGCAAAAAGACCAGGAUUUCAACACAAAUAAUAAAAUUUAUUAAAGAAUCGAAAGAUCCUCUGAAGGCCAUAUCAGAAUUAACCCAGAAUUAUCCAGUCCUUCUUCCUCAGCUCAAAAACAUCACAGCUACAGAAGAUGAUGCAAAACAAAUUCAAAGAAUGGUUCAGUUCAUCGGACCAGGAGCAACAGCAUUAUUUGUCAAUGGCCGCAAACUUACCGGUUACGAUCUUAACGCUUUUACUGUCUACCAAACACUUCUUGACGAAUAUAAUUUUCAUACAACUCUCAAACGCGUUUUUGACGUAAAUGAAGAGUCGUUAAAUAAUUAUGAGCGCGCAGGACAUACUCCUAAACCUGCACAGCAAGCAAUUAUUGACUUGAGACAUCCAGAUUUCUUAUAUUGGGUGAAUGACCUUGAAAAAGACGAGAAAUACGUAGAGAAAUAUUCAAAGUCCCUCAUAACAUUUGUAAGCGACAGUGAAAACUGGCCACAAGUCGCAAGAAAUGUUGCGAAUGUUAUAUUUUUACUUGAUCCAGCCGAAACAGAAGAUAUGGAUGUAAUAGCAUUCAUAGAUGACCUUGUUGAAGUCCAAUACCCAGUCAGAUUCGGCUACAUCAUUGUUCCGAAGCACAAUUCCGCGAUGUCGAAGAAAAUCUACUAUGCCUACGCCCAUUUAGCUCAAAAAUACGGAAUCCAUGUUGCCCACAAGUUUUUGUUGCGUGUUAAUGAUCAGCGCUCAUAUUUAGAUGAGAAAACAAGGAAACGCGGUCCGAUUAAAUCAUCAUUUUGGAAAACAGCUUUUUCAGCUGUUGCGACACAAAGAAGUUCCCCAUCUUUCGACAAAAUGACUGAUUUCUACAAACCAUCAUCCGCUGAAUCGAUUUUCCUUUCUCGUCUCAAGAAACACAUCAGUAGAGUUGGUGUUUCCGCUCCUGCAAUCAUCUUGAAUGGAAUGAUUGUUGAAGCUCCACAUCCUGAGACAUAUUUGAACUCAUUUUUGAAGGAAGAACUGAAGCAAGUCCGUGAAUUAAUGGGCAACCAAAAGAUCUAUGAAGAUACAGUAGAUAUCCAUAAUGCAAUAUUAAAGGCAAGGAACGCGAUGUUGAGAUUUAAUCCUUUAGUUCAAAAAACGAGAAAUGAAUUUACAGAAACUUUAGAUAUCGGAAGACAAAACGCGAACAACCAAAGGAUAUUCGCGAAAUGGAUGACAGAGAUCAAAUAUCAACAUGGAUCUUCUUUCAAUGUGAAGAACCAAACGAGUUGGCUGUUCUUGAAUACAGAUGACGAACAAUGUCUCAACGAAUUAGAAAUGUACACAGCAGAAAUAAUGAACAAAGAAAGCUCAAGAAUUUCUGUUUUCAAGAAAGAUGAAUUACCUAAUGAAAUCAUCCAGAACAUCAUUGGUAUUCCUCCUAACAAGAUCACCGUCGUUUUCAAUGGAAGGAUUGUCCGUUUCGAUCCAGACCAAUUCACAAGAUAUGAUUUACAACUUUUGGAGAUGUGCGAACAAAGUUAUUCAACGAGUUUCGCAAUGAAAUACUUGAAAUUAUCACAGAAUUCUCGAUCAUUAGGACAAUCAAGGACACACAGAGAACUCAGUGAUUCAUUGUUAUACAUGUUGUUGCAUGUAUCUCAUUUGGCACAUAACAACAUGUUACACACUGGUUCUCCGAUUUCUGCUUUCGAACCUGGACCUUUAAAUGUAUUUCGAUCUAAACUGAAACAAAACACAGAGUUGUCGAUAUACGCAUCGAUUGAUCCUUUCUCGUUUGAUGGACAAAGAUUGGCAAGUUUGUCUUCUUUGCUCGGAAAUCUUUCUUUCAGUUUCAUUGUCAAUCCUCCUCCUUCUAUUGAGAAAGAACAUUUAGAAUCGUUGAGUUGUUUCUAUCGAUUUUCAACAGAUUCUAAAGGAUUUUCUUUUGAAUACAUGAACAGUUCUACGACAUAUUCAUUAGUUGAUGAUGUCCCAUCGUCAUGGCAAACUAUUCGAACAGUCAGCAACUUCGAUAUCGACAACAUUGUCGCAGAUGAUUUCGAGAAAGGAACUCACAAAGUUCGAUUUGAUUUGAAAUCAUUAGUUGUUGAAGGCUGCGAAUCGGACAAAAACGGACGAAUUGUUCCUGCCGUUGAAUACUCAUUGUACAACAGUAAGAACGAGUUUGUUGAUGAGACAAGAGUUAUCCAAUCUAAUGGCUACUGGCAAUUGAUGGCAGUUCCAGGAAUGUACAGAGUUAGAACUAAUGCUGAUGAUGAAUUUAAAGUUGUCGUUGAUUCAUUCAUUCAUAAAUUCGAGUUCAGAGAAUCUAAGCCAGAUCCAUAUGUUGCUACGAACAGAUCUAAGAUUGAUGAUGGCAAGAUCCACAUCUUCUAUGUUGCAUCCGGACAUUUGUAUGAGCGAUUGAUGCGAAUUUCUAUUUUGUCAGUUGUUAAACACACGAAAUCUCCAGUUAAAUUGUGGUUACUUGAGAAUUUCGCAUCACCAAACUUCAGAAACUCACUGAAAGAAUUCUCUGAGAAAUACAAAUUCGAAUACGAGUUCUGCUCAUACAAAUGGCCACGAUGGUUACCACGCGAAGAAGCGAGACAAAGAACAUUCUGGGGUUAUAAAAUCUUGUUCUUGGAUGUCAUGUUUCCUAAUGAUUUGCGCCGCGUCAUUUAUAUUGAUAGUGACCAAAUCAUCAGAACAGACAUGCGCGAGCUUAUGACGAUGGACUUUGAAGGUAAGCCAUACGCAUUCACACCAUUCUGCAACGACCGACCAGAAAUGCAAGAAUACAGGUUCUGGGAAAUCGGAUAUUGGCAGAACUUGCUGAACGGAAAGCCAUACCACAUCUCCGCUUUGUUUGCCGUUGACCUUCCGGAGUAUAGAUCUCUCGAUGUUGGCGGAAUGAUGAGGAAAGGAUACAUGGAUCUUCACAACGACAAAGAGAGUUUGAGUAACUUGGAUCAAGACCUUCCAAACAUGAUGCAGAAUAGAGGUGCACCUAUCUUCUCGUUACCACAAGAAUGGUUGUGGUGUGGAUCAUGGUGCAGUGAUGAAACGAUGAAGAAAGCGAAAACUAUUGAUCUGUGCAAUAAUCCACGAACUAAAGUUGGAAAACUUGAAUAUGCUAAAGAAACGAUCCCAGAGUGGAUACCGUAUGAUGAAGAGGCAAAUGGAGUCUUUUCUAAAGAGUUGUAA
Molecule: messenger RNA, 3897 nt
Organism: Trichomonas vaginalis G3
Lineage: Eukaryota; Parabasalia; Trichomonadida; Trichomonadidae
Product: UDP-glucose:glycoprotein glucosyltransferase family
Exons: 1
Coding region: 1-3897 (1298 amino acids)
Cellular component (GO): endoplasmic reticulum
Molecular function (GO): UDP-glucose:glycoprotein glucosyltransferase activity
Source: RefSeq, a predicted model, not a curated record